AAAGAAAAAAUCAUAACAAUGACCUCUCUAUUCUCUAAACCUAGAGCUCUCACUUCUCAAAUCACCGACUUUAAAACUUACCGCCCGGUGAUCGGAAAACUCCACGUGGCCACUUUGACGCUUCUUCUCUUCCUUAUCGCCGCCGGUAUUGCCGUCACUUCCUCUCUAUGGCUUAACAAGACGACGAAAGCAUUUGAUCGACCGACAUUAGUAGCUACAAAACCGGAGCUAGAACCACCGCAGAAAACCGAAGUAUUGGUUAAUUGCACAAGUUUCUUGAAUCAAAACCGGUCCGGUUCUUGCUCAAGAACACCUCUAUGGCUUAACAAGACAAAACCUUAUAAUCAACCGACGAUAAAACCGGUCCCGGUACGCGUACCAGAGAAGAAAUCACAGCAGAAUACCGGAAUCUCGUUAGAUUGCACAAGUUUCUUGAAUCAAAACCGGUCCGGUUCAUGCUCUAGAACACCUCAACCAAAUAAUAAUCAAAACCAAACCGAAUCGAACCGGUCUUGUCCUGAUUACUUCAAGUGGAUUCACGAGGAUCUAAAACCAUGGAGAGAAACAGGGAUAACAAAAGAAAUGGUGGAAAGAGGGAAAACAACAGCGCAUUUCAGGUUAGUUAUUGUAAACGGCAAGGUGUUCGUGGAAAACUACAAGAAGUCUAUACAGACUAGAGAUGCGUUCACACUAUGGGGGAUUCUUCAGCUGCUGAGAAAGUAUCCAGGGAAGUUACCUGACGUGGAUCUCAUGUUUGACUGCGAUGAUCGACCAGUCAUUAGAUCGGACGGUUAUAAUAGAUCUAAUCGUACGGCUGAAGAUGUACCACCUCCGUUAUUUAGGUAUUGCGGUGAUAGAUGGACGGUGGAUAUUGUCUUUCCCGAUUGGUCAUUCUGGGGAUGGCAGGAGAUAAACAUUAAGGAAUGGAGCGAAGUGUUGAAAGAAAUGGAAGAAGGAAAGAAGAAGAAGAAAUUUAUGGAAAGAGAGGCUUAUGCAUAUUGGAAAGGGAACCCUUUUGUUGCAUCUCCUUCAAGAGAAGAUCUUCUCACUUGCAAUUUAUCCUCACUACAUGAUUGGAAUGCUAGAAUUUUUAUUCAGGAUUGGAUAUCAGAAGGACAAAGAGGAUUUGAGAAUUCAAAUGUAGCAAAUCAAUGCACUCACAGGUACAAGAUAUAUAUAGAAGGGUAUGCGUGGUCAGUGAGUGAGAAAUACAUAUUAGCAUGUGACUCUGUCACGUUGAUGGUGAAACCUUAUUACUAUGAUUUCUUCUCAAGAACUCUUCAACCUCUCCAACACUAUUGGCCCAUUAGGGAUAAAGAUAAAUGUAGAUCCAUCAAAUUUGCUGUUGAUUGGCUUAAUAAUCACACUCAAAAGGCUCAAGAGAUAGGAAGAGAAGCAAGUGAGUUCAUGCAAAGAGAUCUAUCAAUGGAAAAUGUUUAUGAUUAUAUGUUCCAUUUGUUGAAUGAAUACUCCAAGCUUCUCAAGUACAAGCCUCAAGUUCCCAAGAAUAGUGUUGAGCUAUGCACAGAAGCAAUGGUGUGCCCUUCUGAAGAUGUUAAUGGGGUUAAUAAAAGGUUUAUGAUGGGCUCUUUAGUUAGUAGGCCUCAUGUUUCUAGCCCAUGUUCACUUCCUCCUCCUUUUGAUUCCAAUGGUCUUGAGAAGUUCCAUAGGAAGAAACUGAAUCUCAUCCGGCAAGUGGAGAAAUGGGAAGACUCUUACUGGCAAAAUGUUUAAUAAAAUGAUAUAUCCAGAUUUAUGUAUAAUCCAUAUUUGGUUGGAAAUUUUGAUUUUACCUUUUAUUUAUUGGAUAACGUUAGAUUAACUAGAAAUUUGAGAUAAAUCUCAUUCUUAUGU
This is a messenger RNA of Arabidopsis arenosa, 1854 nucleotides long. NCBI's taxonomy places the organism in Eukaryota, Viridiplantae, Streptophyta, Magnoliopsida, Brassicales, Brassicaceae. The record is from the annotation of a GenBank genome assembly.